This is a messenger RNA of Onthophagus taurus, 4046 nucleotides long. RefSeq names its product Fibronectin-III type domain-containing protein windei (gene wde). Gene Ontology annotation, cellular component: transcription regulator complex; nucleus. Gene Ontology annotation, biological process: regulation of DNA-templated transcription. The record is from RefSeq and is a predicted model, not a curated record. Gene Ontology annotation, molecular function: protein binding; transcription coregulator activity. Lineage: Eukaryota; Metazoa; Arthropoda; Insecta; Coleoptera; Scarabaeidae.
AGAUAUCGUUGACGUACGCCGCCGCAGUUGUCAGUUGUUCGUCGGCUCAAACUGCCGGACCGACAGGCGAAGACAAUAUAAAUAAUCACCGGCUGAAUCCAGAACCUUUUUAACAGGGAACCUUUGAACGAGAAGUCCCAAAACUUGGAUUCGGCUGAUGAUCGUUUUAAAAAACUGAAACCGAAGCGAAAAUAAUUAACUUUACUGAACCAUUCCUUGGAAUAUAUGUAAACAGAAAUAACUCCGGUACGUUUCGAAAAAUCAGCUGUGGAGAUCCCAAAGAAGUUGUCGCCAUGGGAUGGUCGCGCCAUCAUAGAGACGUUGUAGUGGAGGCUUACUUCAAGAAUAACGAGUCUAUUGCUAAAACGCAAACGGCGUUUCGCAAAUAUUUUGAUUUGGACGGAGACGAUGCUGUUCCAAAUCGAAAAACGAUAUUGCUUUGGACUUUAGGAUUACGCCAAACUGGAUCUGAGCCGAAGAAGAAGCCUCCCGAACAUCCUAAGAAUGUUAAAACACCAGAAAGGAACGCUGAAGAGCAGGAUUCGAUUGAAAAGUUGCCAUCGCGUUCAACACGGAAACAUGAUGUAGAUUUUGGGAUUUCCGUUAGAAGUCCGGGACGAAUUUUUAACGAUGACGUUCUACAAAAGGAAGAAGAGAUCCACAUGGAGAAUGUGGUGGUAAUUUCACCGCCACCCGUAACGAACGGAUCUAACACAGAAUCGAAUGUUUCAGACGAUGAUUCUGAAAGCAUCAUUUUAGAUCUUCAUGUUUCUGACGAUUCAAAAGACACGCUUCAAGAAGUUUCGGAAGAAGACAUCCUCAAUAAAUACAUCGCGGAUGAUGACGAAGAAAUGAUCGGAAACAAAUUAAUCGAUCGUGCAUCAACGGAUGAAGUUGAAGAAAAGGAAUCUCGUGAUGUUAAAAAUGGAACCGACCUAAAUAACAUCAAUAAUCAAGAAAAGAUAAAAACUAAAAAGACUGGUGCUGGUGAUGAUGAUCAUCACAACACUAAAUCCACUAAAUCUAUAAAAUUAGGAUUAGAAAAUGAAAAAACUAUUGAUGAUAAUACCAUUAACUGCCAAUUAAAUGAAAAUGAAGAGGAUAAGACUGAAAAUAAUAUUGAUGAUGAUAAGUCAAAAAAUGAUGCAGAAACUACAACUAAUAAUAGUAGUGAAAAUAAAAAAGUAGAUGAUGAAAAUCAAGAAGAUGGAGAUUUACUUCAAGUAAUGGAAACGUCGUUUGUUGAUGAACAAGAAAAGGAUGAUGCAAGCAGCUCGAGUGAAAAAGAAGAAAAUGGAAAAGAUGAUGAUAAUAUUAGGAAAGAUGAUGAAGAAAUAACCGAUGAAACUAAUUCAAAUAAUGAAGAGAUUAAUUCAAAUAAUGAAGAAACGAAUUCAAACAAUGAAGAAAUGAAUACAAAUAAUGAAGAAAUGAAUUCAAAUAAUGAAGAAAUUAAUUCAAAUAAUGAAGAAAUGAAUUCAAAUAAUGAAGAAAUGAAUUCAAAUAAUGAAGAAAUGAAUUCAAAUAGCGAAGAAAUGAAUUCAAAUAGCGAAGAGAUUAGUUCAAAUAAUGAAGAAAUUAGUUCAAAUAUUGAUGAUAUUAAUUCAAAUAAUGAAGAAAGUAAUACAAGUAAUAAAGAAAUGAUUAGAAAUAAAAAAAAUCUUAGAAAUAAAAAAGAAAGAACUAGAAAUAAUAAAGAAAAUAUUAGAACUAAUAAAGAAAAAAAUAAAAAAGUAGAAAAACCUGAAGAUGUUUCAAAAAAUACCGAAACAAUCGAUGAAAAUUCAAAUCAAGAAUCAAAAGACGUCGAUAAUGAACUAGAAAAAACCAGCGAAAUUAAUCAAAUUAACGGCGAUUUAGAUCAAAAUCAAGAAAAUAUUGAAAAUCAAAUCGAUAAAGAUAUAGAUGGUGAUCAAAAUGAUGAGUGUGCGAUGGAUAUUGAAGAGAAUAACGUUGGUGGUGUUAUCAUUUUGGAUGGUAGUGAUGAAAUGCGCGCUAAAUUAAUGAAAGGUUAUGAAGGUGAUUCGAAAAAUGUUGAAAGUGAUUCUGAUAAAGCAAUUAAAAGUGAUGAUUCUAAAGAUAACCUAGGCGAAUCUGAUAAUGUUAAUGCAACAAAUAAAACGUUUGAGUUCACCACCACUGAUGAUGACAAAAAUGAUAUCAAAAGUGUUUUGUUUAAUGAAAAUGUUAAAAGUGAUAAUACCGAAUUGAAGAAAAUAACCAAGCGCCAACUACCCGAUGAUUUUGAAACGGAACAAGAUGAAGCGAAGAAAAUGAAAUUAGAUCAAAACGCAAUUAAAAAGAAAUCAGAAACUGUCAAAUUGAAGGCGCUAAACUCGUUUAAAGCAUACAUGAAAGACGAAGCUUUGAAGAACAUGACGAGGGCCCAAUUGGAAGAGUUUUGUUUGCAAAAGACGUGCGAAUGUCUCGUUGAUAAAAGUGAGUUGGCAGAUUUACGUCAAAAAAUACGUACGCUCGAACAAACCAUCGAGCAAUAUCGAAGAGAAUCGGUUACGAUUGCGAAUCAAACUAGAGAUUUAAAGAUUGUUCACGAAAAAGUUACGGCCGCUUUGAAAGUUGCGAAGGAACAAAAAAGUAAACCGUUGGUGCCAGUUAAAAUUACAAGAUCGGUCGGUUUACAAGCUGUGCUCGAUCAGCAUAAUCGACAGACCCGUAUAAAUGGGGUUAUACAAAAUGGAAAAAACAUUAAUUGUAAUAAUAAUAAUAUAAAUAAUGUGAAUAAUGUACAAAAUGUGAAUAAGAAUAAUAAUAAUGUUACAAGUACUGUUACUAAUAAUAAUUUAAAUAAUAUAAGAUCUCCCGGAAAAACUCAACAAAGUGUUAUUCAAAGCACCAGGCUAACAAACUUACAACAUAGAUCCCCAUCGCAACCGACUGGCAAUGUUAAACAAACAAUUCUUAAUAAACAACUUGCACAAAAAGAGAAUCGUCAAACUACUCUCAUUCAAGCACAAGUUAACGGAAAAAAACCAGCAGAUACCGCAAAAGCUGUAAUCGAUUUAACAGACGAAGAUGAAAAGAUCUCUAAUAGUCCCAAUAAAACAGUUAGAACUAACGGACAAGCUACAAAAAAUGCUUCGUUGGUGACAACACAAACCGGAACUAAAGUUAUGGUGAUUCCUUCAACCGUCCUAACAAGGCCAGUCAUGUUAAAAGUUAAUCCAAACGUAAUAUCUAAAACGACUAAUAUAACAAUCCCCACAAGUCAAGUAUCUGUAGUAACGCAAUCCCCAACAACGCAGAUAGCAACAACACAAUCGGUUGUAACAAAAUUAACCCCAAUUCGUCCAGCAACGACCCCUCAACCAACAAAUCCCCAAACUACGAGAUCACCCGUACAAAGAGUUCGACAAAGUUCAUCCCCACUUCCACCACCACCACCGGAUCAACACCAUCCUGGAAGAAUGGUACCACCUAAACCUCAUUUAAAUUUAACUAAAUCACCCUGCGGAACGGGUAUAGUUUUACAAUGGAAAAUGCCGUAUCAAUUAAGUAUGUUCGAUGCAAUAGUUAGUUAUCAAUUGUAUGCGUAUCAAGUGCCGAAAGCUAACCAAAAAACGGACGGUUGGGGUAAAAUCGGUGACGUUAAAGCUUUGGAACUUCCCAUGGCGGUUACGUUAACGCAAUUCGCCGUUGGUUAUCGGUAUUAUUUCGCGGUAAGGGCCGUUGAUUCACAUCAAAGGGUAGGAUUAUUUAGUGAACCUCAAACUAUUACAUUGUAAAUAUAUUGUAAAUCAAUUUCUGAAUGGUAAUGUGUACAUUUCUUUCGCUAGAUUUAAAAUUUAAGGAUGAAUUAUUGUGUAUAAAGAAGCUGUAUUUGUUCGAUUUAUUUUAUUAACUUUUUUUUUAGUAAUUUUGAUUGGAUUAAGUAAAUUAAAUGAGAAAGACAGUGUUUUGUAUUUGAGAUAAAUUGUAAUAUACGAGAAAAUGUAAAAAAAAAUACGGUAAGCGUCGAUAUCAUCUAACUUCAAAAGAAGGUUAAUUAAUAAACAUUUAAAAUGCCGAAAUAUAAGGACUUACGUUUA